Messenger RNA from Notodromas monacha, 1091 nucleotides. The record is from the annotation of a GenBank genome assembly. NCBI's taxonomy places the organism in Eukaryota, Metazoa, Arthropoda, Ostracoda, Podocopida, Cyprididae.
AGAUAUCCGGUGCUGUGGAAUCAUUUAGGUUCAAUGACGACGUGACGACGUCGUCCGCGAUUAGCCAUGGACGAUUCGACCAUUGUGAGAGAAGACGGAAAUCGAUACAUUCCUGCUUCUCGUCGGCCGGAUGGAACAUGGAGAAAAGCGAGACGCGUCAAAGAUGGAUACGUUCCUCAAGAAGAAGUUCCAUUGUAUGAGAGCAAAGGCAAACAAUUCGCCAAAGCUGUACCUGACCAUCCCAUCGGGCUUUCACCGGCACAAAUCGAGCGCCUGCGACUGGCACGCGAGCGAAACGCCGGUCACGAAUCGAAUCCCCGAGAAGUCGGCAAUGCGUUGAUUCCGGGCUUGGACCCUGCGCGAGCCGUCGCCAGCAUCAAAAAGACCGCCAAAAAGGCCGCCAAGGGCAAGCAGGGUGAAGCCGUCAAGAAACCCGCCGCAGAGAACGCCGCCGACAAGAAUUCCAAGAAACCGAGUCCCUCGGCGCUGAGUUUAGACGUUCUCCGGAUCUCAGAUCCGGUGGAUCCUGCGAAGCGAUUGCGGAAUUUGCGGAAGAAGCUCAACGACAUUGAUGCCCUGGAGGCACGAAUAAAAAGUAAGGAGAUUUCCCCGUCUGCUGAGCAACUGGAGAAAGUUUCCCGACGGCAGCAAGUGGUGGAUGAAAUGGAGGCGUUGGAAAAGCAGAUUUUUCCUAAAGUCGUGAUCAUGUGGGGAAGUUCUAGAACGGGUGGGAAGAAAAACAAGAAGGGCGCUACACGCCAAAGUGAGCCACAGUUGGACCCGCAGGAAUUGCGAAGACAGCAAAUGUUGGCAGCAGCUGAAAAAAGACGUUCAGAUGAAUUGCAAAGAGGUCUGAAAAAUGCCGGAACUGCGGAUAAGCUGUUGAAGAGAAGGUCUGAUGAUGAGCAUCCGGAAAGACGAGCGGGUGGUGAAGAUGGUGAACCGCCAUUGAGGUGGAAUGUGGGCUAAAGGAAUUCGAUUCGGUGCUGUGUUGCGAUCCAGUUCCUGUUCCCAAGGCUUCUUUCAAAGUGUUGAUGCUUCUCGUCAUUGUUUCUGUAUUCUGAAAUAAAGCAACUUCUGCGUUUGCACAA